UUGGCUCAACUAUCCAGUCUACCUAUCCUUUCGGAUGCCCACUUGGCCGCCUUGCUUUCAUUGGUUCCCGACUUCAAUCCUGGCGCCAAUAUCGAUAGUAGGUUCUGCUAUUCUACUACAUUUAGAUCAGCUCCCUCGGAUUCCUCUUGCAUUCAGCCUCAAAAGCUAGAAUACAAUCAACUUUUAUCCCUCGCAUUCAACAGUGGUGAUGAUGGUCUCGACUGCAGCCAACUCGUUCUUCUCCCUACUGAUUGGCGGUCGGUAAAAGAUAGUGCCAGUGGGAAAAGUUAUUUUUACCAUGAAGUUACUCGACAAGUUCAAUGGGAUCCGCCGCCUGGUGCCCUGGUUAUGCCAGCUUCCAAGAUGAAUGGGCCUAAAUCCUUCUCGCAAAAUCGCCAAUUUAUCUCAAAGCUUAUUUCCAUCCUCUAG
Molecule: messenger RNA, 429 nt
Organism: Protopolystoma xenopodis
Lineage: Eukaryota; Metazoa; Platyhelminthes; Monogenea; Polystomatidea; Polystomatidae
Source: the annotation of a GenBank genome assembly